AUGGUAAAAAAACAUGCGGGUGGGGAGAAUAUCCGUGUCGUUAUUCGCGUGCGUGAUCUUUUACCUUACGAAUCAGAGAGAGGUGACAAGGCCAUUGUCCGCUUAGAUUUGGCGACAAGUCAGGUUAUCGUGCAGCACCUUAUUGGUGACCCGGAUGUCUUCGCUUUCGAUUCCGUGUACAACAAUUCCUUCACACAGCGCGACUUGUUCUUGCAGGAAGUGCAGCCCCUGGUGGAUGCAGUGCUCCAAGGUUACAACGCAACGGUCUUUGCAUACGGACAGUCAGGAUCUGGCAAGACUUUCACAAUGACUGGUAACAUAGAAAAAAAAGAAUUGUGGGGUAUCAUGCCUCAGGUUGUAGAAUAUAUAUUCACAGAGACCAAAAAGAUGACGUCGUCCACGAAGACCUUCAAGGUGAGGGUGUCGUAUGUGGAGAUUUACAACGGCAAAACGCACGACCUCUUAUCUUCGAAACAUACGGACUUGGAGAUUAAACAAACUAUGGCUAAGAAUUUCUACGUGAAGGGAGCCGAAAUGCCGGAAAUAGGGAAUCAGGCGGAAGCUCUGCGUUGGUUUAAUAAGGGGACAGAGCGGCGUCGAACCGCUUCAACCGACCUUAAUGACACUAGUAGCCGUUCACACUCUCUUUUCACUGUUCAGAUUGAGCAGUUUAAUUUUGAGAAUGAUCCCAGCUCACCCAUCGUGAUGACAAGCAAAAUUAAUUUAGUUGACCUGGCGGGAUCAGAGAAGUUGAGUAAGACGAACGCCACCGGCGACACUGUUAAGGAAGGAUGCAACAUUAAUCUUUCCUUGUCUGCGCUGGCAACGGUUAUCGACACCAUCGUUAAGGGUGGGAAACACAUCCCGUACCGUGGUUCACCGCUCACAAUGCUACUGAAAGAUUCCCUUGGCGGAAGCUCUAAGACAGUCAUGUUUGCCAACACGGGUCCAUCUGACAAGAACACGUCGGAAACCAUCUCCACCCUGCGGUUUGCUACGCGGGCGAAGCAGAUUGAGAACAAACCUAUCAAGAAUUUAGACCCCAAGGAUGCGCGUAUCCAGGAUCUACUCGACCAGAUCGAGGAGCUCAAGAGCCGUUUGGGUAAUGUUGACCUUAGCAUUGAGGACAACCUGCGACAACGCAUUGAAGAACUUGAGAUUGAAAACUCAGAUCUGCGUGCUGGUGGUGAAAAGAGUGCGCUGGAGAUCCAGGAGCAAUGUCGUUCGUUGCAACUUCGGAUUGACGAGAAGGAAAAGGAACUGGUCGAGCGUCAGCGUGAGCUGCGUCGCGUGAUAGAAGAACGUGGGAUGACUGAGGCCAAUUUGGCCAACGAGACGAAUCACAUAAAUGAGCUACGUAGGCUGAACGCAAAUUUCAUCAAACGAAUCUGCUCUGAUGACGAAUUGAACCAGAUAAGGGCCCAAAUGCCGAAGGACGGCUCAUACAAUACGACAGACGACAAUUGGGAUGUAAAAGAGAUCGCUUUCUAUCUGCAGGGCUUUGCCGAACAGUAUGAACAUUGGCGCAAGGUGACCUACACAAAGGAUGAUAUGGAGAAGUACGCAGCGCGGGCAAUGGCGGAAAUGCAGGAGCAUCUUCAGCUUCAGAUCAACGAUGCGAUACGCUCGAGGGACGAUCUCUUGCGACAGCGUGAUGAGGAAGCGGCUCGACAUACGGCUGAUAGUGUUACAAUGUCACAGCUGAAGGUUGAGUUGAAUUCCUUACGUGAUGAGAAUACAAAACUUCGCGAAAAAAUCGAGCGAGACCAAGAAAAGAUCAAAGCCAAGCUUACAAGAAACAAGGAGGAGUACAAAAACCUUCAGGACCAGCUUGAGACGACGAAAACCACCGUAACGGAGAGGGAGAGGGAUAUCGAACGUCUAAAGCGUAUGCUUGGUGACGCAGGCGUGGCACCAAAUCUUAACUGCAGUAGCUCGUUCCUUAACACUGCCAACUGGGGUAACAUAGAUGAGCGGUCCGCCGUCCUCCGGCAGCUGGAGGAAACACGGGAGUCAAAGGAAGCGCUGGAGAGGAAGAUCAAAGAGACCAAUGUUUCUCUUCGCCGUUUCGGUGUUUGUAUCACAGAUUCUUCCGCCGAGGAUGAUGCGGCUAACGUGGCUAAUAAGUGUGAUGCCUUCAUGUUGGCUGCAAUCGAUGAGGAGCCCAUUAACGAAGACGUGUUCGCGGAACUGCAGCAGCAACUUCGGUCGAAGCACCGCCUCCUCGAGCUAGCGCAUCAACUGCAAGCUCAGCUCGGCGGCAUGAUUAGAAAGUUCGAGCUACUUACAACUGGGAAAGUGACCUCGGAUCUGCCGGAUAUGAAUGGCCCCGUGAACAAUAUCGGGGGUAUGGUCGGUGCGAUUGAUGAGGCUACGAUUCAACAGCUUACGGAUCUCCUCCAGAGCAAAGAGGAUGCCAUUGAGAGUCUACGUGAGGAAAAGGAUCAGGUGUGCGACAGGCUUGUGCGCAAGCUCAACAAGAGUGAGCAGAAGAUUCAUGAUCUGGAGUCCGCGAUCGAGGAAGAGCGCAGCCAAAUAAACGAGGAACGUGCUGAAAUGCACAAAGAAACAGAAGAGCACCAGAAGCACAUCCAGCAACUGUCUUUGGAGUUGGAGACGGCAAGGGAGCAGCUCAAAGACUCCAAGCAGCAACUUGAGAGUAUGCAACGCGCGAAUGAAAAUAAGAUCGACUACAUGAAGGGACAGAUUCAAGACUUGCAACGUCGUCUUGAUGAGACUCGGAACAAGUCGGCAGAAUUCGAGGAGAUGGAGAAGAGCUAUGAGCGAUUACAAAGGCAGAUCACUCGUACGGAGCAGGCUCUUCAUGAGAAAACGGAGCAUCUGGAGAACAAUCGUCAGGUGGUCAAGUGGUCUAACUCGCUCCUAGAGCGUGAGAAGCGAAAGAACGAGGAGUUGGAGGUGACUAUCCGGGAACUAGAGCUAGAAAUGCGGAAAUUGGAUGAGACAUGGCGUGCAGAGCUAAACGAGCAGAUCAACAAGCAGAUCAUUGCAAAUAAUCGUCGCUUUGAGGCACAGGCGGAGCAAUUCCAGGAGAUUAUUGCCGGUGAACAUGAGAAGCAACGAGCAUUACAAAAGAAAAUAAAAAGUGCGAAAUCCUCUGCAAGCAAGGCUGCACAACGAUAUGAUGAGCUGAUUCUUGAGAACGAGUCUAUUAUUUCUCAACUCGAAGAACUCAAGGUAACCUCACUGAAGAUGUUUUUAGAGAAACAGGAGGCGCAGCGAGACUUGGAUGCACUUCGACCUACGAGUAGUCUACGUGCUCGCGUUUUCUGA
This is a messenger RNA of Phytomonas sp. EM1, 3294 nucleotides long. The record is from the annotation of a GenBank genome assembly. NCBI's taxonomy places the organism in Eukaryota, Euglenozoa, Kinetoplastea, Trypanosomatida, Trypanosomatidae.